GCGCAGCGCCGCGGGUUCGUUCCGCGCAUGCGCCGGCGGGGCGGGGUGGGGUCACGAACUCUGACCUCCCGGAGCUGCCGCCGCCGCCAAAUAAACCCGCAGAAGCUGCUGGUGUUACCGCCGGGGCCCAGGGGUCUUCAGAGAGUGAUUAUGCAUCCCUGAUGUGAAGUUAUAACGUAUGUACCAUAGGAAAUUCUGGUGAUUAAAGAUCAUGGCAACCAUAGAGGAACUGGCCCAUCAAAUUAUUGAACAGCAAAUGGGAGAGAUUACGCAUUCCCAAGGAGGUGCUACACAAACACUAAUGGAUGGAACAGCACAAAGAAUUCAGAUUGUCCCAGGCGAUUCAGGACUGUCUUUACCACAACGCAUACAGAUUGUCACAGAUCAGCAGACGGGCCAGAAGAUACAGAUUGUUACAGCACUUGAUCACAGCACAACAGGCAAGCAGUUCAUCUUAACAAAUCAUGAUGGCUCUACCCCAAGCAAGGUAAUCCUUGCCAGACAAGAAUCUACUCCUGGAAAAGUUUUCCUAGCAACUCCAGAUGCUGCAGGUGUCAAUCAGCUGUUUUUUGCAUCCCCUGAUAUAUCUGCGCAACACAUCCAGAUUUUAACAGACAACUCUUCCGCAGAACAGACCCUAAAUAAAAUAUUUGAUCUCUGUGUUGUAUGUGGAGACAAGGCAUCAGGACGUCAUUAUGGAGCAGUAACAUGUGAGGGAUGCAAAGGAUUCUUUAAAAGAAGUAUACGAAAAAAUUUAGUUUAUUCGUGCCGAGGAACAAAAGACUGUGUUAUUAACAAACAUCACAGGAACAGAUGUCAGUACUGUAGGCUGCAACGGUGUAUUGCUUUUGGAAUGAAACAGGAUUCUGUUCAGUGUGAGAGGAAGCCUAUUGAAGUAUCACGAGAAAAAUCUUCAAAUUGUGCAGCUUCUACGGAAAAGAUCUACAUUCGGAAAGAUCUGCGUAGUCCAUUAGCUGCAACUCCAACUUUUGUAACAGACAAUGAAACAGCAAGGUCUACAGGCCUACUAGAGUCAGGAAUGUUUGUUAAUAUUCACCAGUCUGGAAUAAAAAAUGAGCCUACUGUGCUGAUGUCACCAGAUAAGGUUGAUGCAUGUCAAGGAGAUUUAAGCACGCUGGCAAAUGUGGUAACUUCAUUAGCAAAUCUCAGUAAAUCCAAAGACAUGUCUCAAAGUAGUACUGAGCUAUCUAUGAUUGAAAGUUUAAGCAAUGGAGAUACGUCAUUGUCUGAACUCCAGCAAGAAGAACAAGCAAGCAGUGAUGUCACAAGUGCACCAAAAGAGAGAGAGAGGAUACUGAAGACUAUAACAGUGUGUGAUUAUGUACUUCAAGACUCUGUGAUGAAUGCUUAUAAGAACCCAGACAUAAGGUUGCACAGGGCAUUUGAUACUCUUGCAAAAGCAUUAAACCCUGGAGAGAAUGCAGCAUGUCAAAAUUCAGAAAGUAUUGAAGCCAGUGUACAUUUGCUUGGUGGAGAAGCAAGCAUGAAUAUUGUUGAAAUAGAGGGGCCACUUCUCAGCGAUGCACAUGUAGCUUUCAGGCUCACCAUGCCUUCUCCUAUGCCUGAAUACCUGAAUGUUCAUUAUAUCUGUGAAUCAGCUUCCAGACUGCUCUUCUUGUCCAUGCACUGGGCACGUUCCAUUCCUUCCUUCCAAGCCCUAGGGCAAGAUAACAGCAUAUCGUUAGUAAAAGCCUGCUGGAAUGAACUUUUUACUCUUGGUCUUGCACAGUGUUCACAAGUGAUGAAUGUGGCAACUAUAUUAACUGCAUUUGUUAAUCACCUUCAUGGUAGUUUACAGCAAGAUAAGUUGUCGUCCGACAGAGGAAAGCUAGUGAUGGAGCAUAUCUUUAAACUGCAGGAGUUCUGUAACAGCAUGGUUAAGCUUUGCCUAGAUGGAUAUGAAUACGCUUAUCUGAAAGCAAUCGUCCUCUUCAGUCCUGAUCAUCCAGGUCUAGAAAACGUAAUACAGAUUGAGAAGUUUCAAGAAAAGGCUUACAUGGAGUUCCAGGACUAUGUAACAAAAGCAUAUCCAGAUGAUACUUACAGGCUGUCUAGACUUCUUCUCAGACUGCCUGCACUGAGAUUGAUGAGUGCGGCCAUCACAGAAGAACUGUUCUUUGCAGGAUUAAUUGGAAACGUUCAAAUUGACAGCAUCAUCCCAUAUAUUCUUAGAAUGGAGACAGCAGACUACAACUCUCAAAUAAUUGGUCAUGCUGUAUAAAAGUGGAAACCAAGGAUUUUAUACCGUGGCAGUCAUGGUAUAUGCAUACUCUGUCUCCAAGAGAUGGCAAGAAGCCUUCCCAUGCAACUUUAAAAGAAGGCUAAAAUUUUUCCUUUUCAGCCCACUUGGGAAAUGCAGUGGAGUGUCUUAAGGAAUGUAGGACGGCUUCCUUUAUGCAUCUGGUUUUCAAGGACAUGUAAAUUACUUAGCAUCUAAAGAAAAUCAAGAAUUGUUCAUCCUAUUUUUGUAGAUAGAGGAACCCAACAUAUUUGUUUAUGAAUCCCAAAACAGAAAACUCCAGCCCCCUGAAGAAGAAACACAAAGCCUUGACUGAACUAAAAUGUCACAACCUAGUCUGAUGUGUUAAGCUAAAUAAAUGAACUUUCUUGGAAUUGUGUUUUCAGUGUUUUGCUACUAGUCCAUUCUCACUGACUGAAUGAAACAGGCUGGUCAGAAAUCUUGAAAAGGCCAAAGUAUUUCUGUUGAAAUGAAUCCUUUUUAAUAAAAUUCACUUUUUUAGCAACUUUGGGAAGAGCUGAAGUUCUUGGUGAAUGAAACAGUUGAUAUCAUUAAAAGUACAGGGAAAUCAUAGAAAACUCACUGCUUUUUUAAAUGUUCUGUGUAUACCUCGAUACAGUUGGUUAAAGUGCACAUCCGUUGCCAGCAAUGAGAUCCAUAUUGAUGACUACUGGUUUUCUGGAUAUCAGGGGGCUAAUACAUUUUAAUGUUGUAUAGUGGUGCGUAGCAGCUAGUUGUUUUAUACUGUGGAAAACUAAUGUAAGAAUAAACUCUUUCCCCAAGGUAGUUUAUGAUGUCAAUUUCCAGUUGUAUUUUUCUAACUGAAUACCUUCACUAUUGUUUGAGCGUAGAAUACGGACUGGCAGGCCAUCACAGUGCUAUUCAUCCUGAUCUGAAGCCUGGGUCCCAGAAAUGCAGGUUUUGGUCUCUUCACCGAUGUUUGCCUCUCCUAAGAUUUUGCAUAAAAUCCAUAGGCAGAUCCAGGAUUUCGAAAAGAGAAUCGCAACCAGUAUAGCAAGGGUGACUGCAUCUCCUACUUCCAGACCACCCCACAAGAGCAACAGUGAGGGACAUUUUUUAAGUCCCCAAAUUGUGUAUCUCAAUCGAUUCCCCCUUCCCUUUCAUGCUCAGCAGCACUUCACCUCCCCUUCCAUUCCCCCCACGCCACACUUAGGCCUGUGGCUGUGCGAAGGGGGGUGCCACCUGCUGCUACAGCUAUCCCAGCUGUUCCCGCCCUGCCUCAGCAAGGCUGCAGGAAAGCAGCUGCAUGGCGUCAGACGGGCAGUGGUGAGUGCAUUCCUGCUCCAUGCCCCAGCUGCCAGGCUGGCAGGAAACACCUGGGGGCCUCUGGAGGUCCCCCUCCCCCAACUCAGCUGGGAACAACCUCAGUGGGAGUAGGGAGAGGGGGAUGGGAAGGAAAGGGAAGUGACACUGAGCAUGGGAAGAGAGGGGUGCUGGAAGAGAGAAAGAUCCUUUUCUGCUUCAGGGACUUAAAGAAUCCCUGGCUGCUGCUCCUGCAGUGUGGCUUGAAAUGGGGAGGGGCGGGAGGUGCGAUGGCACCACAGUAUCCCCUCUAGAUCUACCUCUGCAUAAAUCAUUUCCAGUUCUUAGAAUACAGAUUCAUGCUUCUGAAAAGGAGCUUUCAGACAAUUGAUUUGUUUAGUAAGAUAGAUAAUCCUAAACUCUUAAAACAGAUCCAGGAAUAUAGGGAUUGUUUAAUUCUUACAUCAGUAUUGUUCACUUAUUUGCAGCUAUUUUAACUUCUAGAAAUCUGCAAGUUAAGAUUGGAGGUUAGGUUUUAAACCUACUGCUGCUCAGAUAAACGGACCACCUUCCAACUCAAGCCCUCUGCUUUUCUAAAAACCUGCUGACCAAAAAUGACCAGAUAAUCUCUUGUUACUGCCAGUCCAAUUUGUUUUCAGUUCCAUUCUAGUGAAUAGUUUUUCUGAGCCGCUCUGAUGUUGGAGAAAGACUAGCCAUUUUCAUUCUUGAAUUGUACUGUCCAAUAGCAUCACUGCACCGAUUACCAAAAAUUAAAACAUGGAAAGUUGCUGUUCCGUGAACACUUAGAGACAUUUUUCUUAAAGUCUAGCUGGAUAAGACUUUCCCCCACCCUUCUUCUCUCCCAGUACAUUAAUUUAUUUUCAGUGUUGAGUCUUCACAAAUCUGACUGGCUUGUAGCCAGUCUAGACUUACCAAACUCUAGUGUUUGAUUAGCCGAUAAAGAUGGCCCUUUUGUCAGUUGAGGGGUAGGAUUAUUUUCAACAGCUUUAUCAUUUUUGAUUUACAGAGCAAGAAAAAUGAUUUUUAGUAAAAAAAAAAAAAAAAAUUUGAAUGGAAAAAUUAAUAGUUUUAUACAUUUCAGAAUCCCAUCAAUUAAAGGUGGGAGCACUGUUCUAAAUAAUGAACUGAGUAGUUAAAAAAAACAAAACAAAACAUUUUUUUUUCUUAAAAAUGUAUAUUGGACAUAUCUACAUAUAACUAGUUAGUGUAUUUUUUACUGAGGGUAUUUACUCCUACAGCUUAUAGUUACAUUUUCAGCUAUUUCAGAAGAAUUUUAUUGCACUGUCAACUGCAACAACAAACCUGUCCUGUCACUACACUUGUUCUGUCUUUGAUCUUGAGUGUCAGUGGAAGUCAUUAGCUUGGUCAUUUUGUUCCAUUUCUACAACUUAACUGGUAGUUGAGUUUUAAUGUAAGCAUUGGAAUGUCACAGUAAUUGUCUUGUUGUUGUAUAAAAGCUACUGUAAAUGUCUUGAAACUUGUCUAAGAUUGUAAAUUCUAUUUUGGCUGUAUUUUUUAAAAUAAAUUGUAACUUUUUAUUAUAGACUACAUAA
Messenger RNA from Gavialis gangeticus (Gharial), 5097 nucleotides. RefSeq names its product nuclear receptor subfamily 2 group C member 1 (gene NR2C1). Gene Ontology annotation, biological process: negative regulation of transcription by RNA polymerase II; cell differentiation; anatomical structure development. The transcript has 17 exons. Gene Ontology annotation, molecular function: RNA polymerase II cis-regulatory region sequence-specific DNA binding; nuclear receptor activity; zinc ion binding. NCBI's taxonomy places the organism in Eukaryota, Metazoa, Chordata, Crocodylia, Gavialidae. The record is from RefSeq and is a predicted model, not a curated record. The coding region runs from base 212 to 2242 and encodes 676 amino acids.